AUGUCCUAUCCUCAGGGUUACCUCUACCAGCCCCCCGGCUCGCUGGCUCUGUACUCCUGCCCGGCGUACGGGGCCUCAGCGCUGGCGGCCCCUAGGAGCGAGGAGCUGACCAGGUCUUCGUCGGGAUCGGCGUUCAGCCCUUACCCGGGAUCGGCAGCUUUCACCGCCCAGGCGGCAGCCACAGGCUUCACCAGUCCGCUCCAGUACUCCACAGACCCUGCCACGGGAUUCCCCUCCUACAUGGGCUCUCCUUACGACGCCCAUACGACAGGGAUGACCGGAGCCAUCAGCUACCACCCGUACGGCAGCCCUGCCUACCCCUACCAGCUCAACGACCCCGCGUACAGGAAAAACGCCACCCGCGACGCCACAGCCACGCUGAAGGCCUGGCUGCAGGAGCAUCGCAAGAACCCCUACCCAACCAAGGGCGAGAAGAUCAUGCUGGCCAUCAUCACCAAGAUGACCCUUACCCAGGUCUCUACCUGGUUCGCUAACGCCCGGCGGCGGCUCAAGAAGGAGAACAAGAUGACCUGGGCUCCGCGGAACAAGAGUGAGGAUGAAGACGACGAUGAAGGCGACGGGACAAGAAGUAAAGAAGAAAGUCCUGAGAAGAUGCCCGAGAGCAACGAAACCUCCGCGGAGGACGAAGGGAUCAGUUUGCAAGUCGACUCGCUGACUGAUCACUCGUGCUCGGCCGAAUCGGACGGCGAGAAACUGCCCUGCCGAGCGGGCGACCCCCUCUGCGAGUCGGGCUCUGAAUGCAAGGACAAGUACGAGGACAUCGAAGAGGAGGAGGACGAGGAGGACGAGGAAGAGGAAGAGGACAUCGAGGAGGAUGACGGCGGCGGCCGGGAGCGCGACCCGCCGGCCAAGCCCGCCACCUCCUCGCCCCUGGCCGCCGUGGAGGCCCCGCUCCUCGGCCACCCGCACGCCGACGCCGCACGCAGCGCCAGCAAGGCGGCGCUGGGCGGCCGCACCUCCCCCGGGCCCCAGACGCCGGCCAGCAAACCCAAACUGUGGUCGCUGGCCGAAAUCGCCACCUCGGACCUCAAGAGCCAGACACUGGGCCAAGGCUGCCAGCCUGCGCCGCUCUCCUCGGCCACCUCCGCCUCUGCACCGCACAGCGCUGCCUAUUCCCCCUCCUCCCUCCUGGGGAGGCAUAUUUAUUACACCUCACCGUUUUAUAGCAAUUAUACAAACUAUGGGAACUUUAACGCUCUGCAGAGCCAGGGAAUCCUAAGAUACAACUCCGCAGCAGUGGCUUCAAACGAAGGACUAAGUCAGACUGUCCUAAAUGCCAGCUCUGUCCACAAGCAGAGCAGUGACUCUUUGAAAACAAUCACUAACCAGCUAGAACAACAUUACAGGCCCUCUAGUUAUGACUCUAAGAAAGAUCCCACUGAAGUCUGCACAGUAGGAGUACAACCAUACCUAUAG
This is a messenger RNA of Indicator indicator, 1437 nucleotides long. RefSeq names its product iroquois homeobox 2 (gene IRX2). The transcript has 4 exons. Gene Ontology annotation, molecular function: DNA-binding transcription factor activity, RNA polymerase II-specific; RNA polymerase II cis-regulatory region sequence-specific DNA binding. Gene Ontology annotation, biological process: neuron differentiation; regulation of transcription by RNA polymerase II; cell development. Gene Ontology annotation, cellular component: nucleus. Bases 1 to 1437 code for a protein of 478 amino acids. Lineage: Eukaryota; Metazoa; Chordata; Aves; Piciformes; Indicatoridae. The record is from RefSeq and is a predicted model, not a curated record.